GCUUGUCUUCCCAACACCCAAAGAACAGAAACCUCCACUACUAUUCAACAAUGGCGGCUUCUUUCACCUUCAAUACAUCUCUCAGCUCUCUUCCCUCUGGCCUCAACGAUCACAGUCCAAAGCUUCUUCAAGUUGCAAGAGGGAGGCUUGGGUUUAACAGAGCAACGGCUGAGAACGUAAAAGUCUUGGCGGGUAGCAAGAAAUUUGAGCUGAGGUGCUCCGGACAGAGAGACAUGGAUUUCAGCACAUCGGCUUUGGUUGAUGGCGUAGCUGAGUGCUUGGAAGAUAUGGAAGUGAAGGAGCCGAGUGUUUCAACCACUUUGAUGAAUUUCGGGAAUUCGUUUGAUCCUUAUGAUGCUGUCAGCACUCCCCUUUACCAGACAGCCACAUUUAAGCAGCCUUCAGCAACUCAGUAUGGCCCCUAUGACUAUACUAGAGCCGGGAAUCCCACCCGUGAUAUAUUAGAAAGGUUCCUUGCCAAGCUUGAUAAGGCCGAACGCGCUUUCUGCUUUAGUAGUGGAAUGGCUGCUCUCUCUGCUGUCACACAUCUAAUUGGAACUGGUGAGGAAGUUGUUGCUGGAGAAGACAUAUAUGGCGGUUCAGAUCGGUUGCUGUCACAAGUACUUCCCAAGAAAGGAAUUGUGGUGAAACGAGUGAAUACAACUGAUCUAGAUGAGGUUGCAGCUGCAAUUGGGCCAUGGACUAAGCUUGUGUGGUUGGAGAGUCCAACUAACCCUCGCCAACAAAUUUCUGAUAUUCGGAAAAUAUCAGAGAUGGCUCAUGCACAUGGUGCCCUUAUGCUGGUGGAUAACAGUAUUAUGUCCCCUGUACUUUCACAGCCAUUAGAACUUGGAGCAGACAUUGUAAUGCACUCAGCUACAAAAUUUAUAUCUGGGCAUAGCGAUGUCAUGGCAGGUGUCCUUGCUAUGAGGAGGGAAAGCUUGGUCAAAGAUAUAGCAUUCCUGCAAAAUGCAGAAGGCUCUGGUUUAGCUCCUUUUGAUUGUUGGAUUUGCUUACGAGGUAUCAAGACAAUGGCAUUGCGGAUUGAGAAGCAGCAGGAGAAUGCCCAAAAGAUUGCUGAAUUUCUUGCAUCUCAUCCUCGAGUGAAGAAAGUUAACUAUGCUGGUCUUCCUGGUCAUCCAGGACGUUCAUUACAUUAUUCUCAGGCAAAAGGUGCAGGUUCUGUGCUUAGCUUUGAGACAGGGUCGUUGGCACUCUCCAAGUACAUUGUGGAAAAUACCAAGUACUUCAGCAUUACUGUCAGUUUUGGGAGUGUGAAGUCACUCAUUAGCAUGCCCUGCUUUAUGUCCCAUUCAAACAUACCUGCUGCUGUCCGUGAAGCCAGAGGUUUAACUGAAGAUCUUGUUCGAAUCUCUGUGGGCAUUGAGGAUGUGAAUGAUCUGAUUGAGGAUUUGGAUCAUGCAAUUAGGACAGGACCCAUGUAGAGUGCUUGUUGAUGUCAAAUAGUUGAUUUUCUGGUGCUUCAUUCUACAGGAAACUAGAAUGUUUCAUGAACAAGCAUUUGAUCAGCUUGGUUGAUAAUUGGAUUUAGUGGAAUUUUUUGGUAGAAAUAAUUGGAUUUAGUGGAAUUUUUUUGGUAGAAAUAAUUGGAUUUGGUGGAAUUCUUACUCUAAACUAUUUGGUUCCUUCUUUUUAUUUAUGGGCAUUCCUAAUUUAAAUGUGUUGGGUAUACUUGGUCUUCAUUUCCAGGUUGGAGUAGUU
This is a messenger RNA of Nelumbo nucifera (sacred lotus), 1722 nucleotides long. RefSeq names its product cystathionine beta-lyase, chloroplastic-like. Gene Ontology annotation, cellular component: cytoplasm. The record is from RefSeq and is a predicted model, not a curated record. Gene Ontology annotation, molecular function: pyridoxal phosphate binding; cysteine-S-conjugate beta-lyase activity. Gene Ontology annotation, biological process: transsulfuration; 'de novo' L-methionine biosynthetic process. Lineage: Eukaryota; Viridiplantae; Streptophyta; Magnoliopsida; Proteales; Nelumbonaceae.